Molecule: messenger RNA, 1702 nt
Organism: Siniperca chuatsi (mandarin fish)
Lineage: Eukaryota; Metazoa; Chordata; Actinopteri; Centrarchiformes; Sinipercidae
Product: ribonuclease inhibitor-like
Exons: 3
Coding region: 727-1158 (143 amino acids)
Molecular function (GO): protein binding
Source: RefSeq, a predicted model, not a curated record
UGAGUAUCUUAAUGCUAAAGUCUGUUUUCUUCUUCACUGGUUUAGUCCAUUGACUGUGGCAGAGCAAUGUUGAGCUACACAUUUAAAACCUUAAUAUGACAAGAAAAAUCUCCACUGGAUAAUUCACUCUGAACCUCUAAAACUCUUGAUUUUUAUCUUAUAUUUCACAUCAUGUUUUUGUUUAAAUGAAUUACAAUAAAAAUACAUAAAUAUGAUAACUAAAUCAUCUCUAUUUCAACCAUCAGACAAUAACAAAUAUAUUCUGUAAUUGCUUUUUCCAACAUGUUCAUGAAGCUAUAUGAUGUUUAUACUGACUGAAGAGUUUAAACUGAAGAAGCUUUGAUUUUAUGACUCCACUAUUCCUAAAAGAAAUGUUGUAGAUGUCUUUUGUUCACAUCCUGACAUAUUUGGCAUCUUUGGAAACUUUGGGAUCUUGAGUCGAAUCUUAAAUCAGUUUCUGUGGGUUUUUAUUUGUGUUUGGCUGCACAACAUGAGUUUGUAUAGAUGGAGCCACUGGUGGAGCUGACAGAGGUUAAGAGGUGAAGUCACUACGUCUUUAUUGAAGCAGCAGCACGAUGUCAUUAAUAUUAAUGAGAGCUCUUUUUCACUUUUGUAUUUUACAGUUUUGAACCUGCAGCCUGUUGGGUUCAGGUGUUUGGAGUUUCCAUUUUCUAAACUUCUACUUUCUCAACCUUCUUCAGCUCUGAGCAGAUUAUUAAACACUGAAUGAUUUCAAGCAGGAACAUUGUCUUCUACUGUUACAUCAUUUAUUCUUUAUUCAGAUUGAGUUGCUGCAGUUUGUCAGAGAUCAGCUGUGCUUCUCUGGCCUCAGCUCUGAAGUCCAACCCCUCCCAUCUGAGAGAGCUGGACCUGAGUGAAAACUACCUGCAGGAUUCAGGAGUGAAGCUGCUGUGUGGUUUUCUGGAGAGUCCACACUGCAGACUGGAGACUCUGAGAUUGAGUCGCUGCAGUUUGUCAGAGAUCAGCUGUGCUUCUCUGGCCUCAGCUCUGAAGUCCAACCCCUCCCAUCUGAGAGAGCUGUCGCUGGAUGGAAACAAGCUGCAGGAUUCAGGAGUGAAGCUGCUGUCUGAUCUUGUGAAGAGUCCACACUGCAGACUGGAGACUCUGAGCUGGUGGCCUCUGUCAGAGUGUAAGUGAUCAGAAAGGCGGUUGUGUUGAGAGGACCAGCUGUGUCCUGAUGAUCCAGAGGUUGAAGCAGCAGCUGGUGUGUGGAGAGGCUCUGACUGGGCCAUGUUACUGGGAGGUGGAGAGGAGAGGAGAGCUUCACCCAGCAGUGACUGACGGAGGAAUCACAACAAGUGGAGAUGAGUGUCAGUGCUGCAGUCUGAACUGCUCUGAGAUCAGCUCCACUGUCAGACACAAAGGCAAGUCCACCAUCGUCCCUGUGUGUUCCUCUGGAUGUGACAGAGUAUCGUCAGUGGAUCUGGACUCUCUGCUGCUGCUCUGUCCUUCUACACCGUCUCUGCAGACACACUGAGACUCCUCCACUCCUUCUGCUCCACACUCAGCCACCUCCUCCACCUGGACCUGGACGUGAGUCUGGAUUUAGUUUUUUCUUUCUUUUUUGAUUCAGUCUGUGGUUAUCUCUGUAUUUCUUUGUGUUGCACCUCCACAUUGUUGACUGAUGGAGAACUGCUGUUAAUUUUCACAUUAUACUGUAUCAUGGAGGUUGAAGUCAGAA